GAUGAUAACGCCUCACAGCUGAACAGCGAGCUGCUGUACCGUGAGGACGGACGCAGGGAUCUGUGUGUCAGUCUGUACUCACUGAUGCCGGACACGCCAGACACAGAGUUUGCUAGAGAGAUGAGUGAUCUUCAGAGUGAGGUCCGAUAUAAAGAGGACGGGAGGAAGAAGCUGUCGUGUAGUCUGUACUCUCAGCUGCCAGACACGACUGACACGCAACACGCCAAACGCAUGACGGAUCUGCAGAGCGACAAUAAAUACAAAGAAGCUGGCAGAAAAAACGCUUCCACAUGUCUGUACUCACAACUGCCUGAAACCCUGGAGACUCAACACGCUAAAGACGCGUACCAGCUACAGAGCCAGGUGACGUAUAAGGAGGGUCAGACGUGUGCGUCCAGCUCUCUGUUCUCCACGCUGGCGGACACUCUGGAGACUCAGUCUGCCCGAGAGAUCACAGAGACCAUCAGCGAGAAUAAAUACCGCGAGCAGAGCAGGAAGAGCAUCAGCAGCUGCAUUUACUCUCAGCUUCCUGAAACUCCAGAGACUGAGUUCAGCAGGAGCGUCUCUGAGCUGCAGAGUCAGGUGAAGUAUAAGGAGGCCAGUAAGCAGCAGAUGAGCAGAUCUCUGUACCAUCAGCUCCCAGAGACUUCAGAAACUCAACACGCUCGAGACGCCGCUCACAUCCAGAGCGAGGUGAAGUAUAAAGAGAAGGUAAACUCCUCGUCUCUUUACUCACGUCUGCCGGAGACGCCAGAGACUCGACUGGCCAGAGAGCUGACGGACGUCUGCAGCGAGGUCAGAUACAAAGAGGACGGGAGGAGGGACGUGUCGUCCUGUCUGUACUCACAUCUGCCCGAGACGCCGGAGACGCAGUUCGCCAAACAGCAGACUGAGCUCCAGAGUCAGAAUCAGUACCGGAGAGAGACGCAGGAGGAUCUGUCUCACUGUCUGUACUCACAGCUGCCCGAGACGCUGCACACACAGUUUGUGAAGGAGCUGACGCCGCUCAUCAGUGAGAGCAAAUACAGAGAGUCUGGGAAGAAGGAGAGCAGCACGGCUCUGUAUCACACACUCCCAGAAACCAAAGACACGCAACACGCCAGAGACGCCACACAGAUCCAGAGCGAGGUCAGAUAUAAAGAAGGGAAGAGGCUGCAGUCGUGCAGUGUUUACUCUCAGCUGCCGCAGACGCCGCAGACUCAGCUCGCUGCCAGAGUCUCUGAGCUUCAGAGCGAUAACAAAUACAGAGAGGACGGCAGGAGGAGCGUCUCCAGCUGCCUGUAUUCUCAGCUGCCCGAGACUCCAGACACGCAGUUUGUCCGAACAGUGACCGACCUGCAGAGCGACAGUAAAUAUAAAGAGGCAGGAAGGAAGCAGGCGUCCGGUGCGCUGUAUUCUCUGCUGCCCGAGACUCUGGAGACUCAACAUGCCAAAGAUGCCACGGACCUCCUGAGUCAGACGAAAUACAAGGAGGAGGCGAAGAAAGAGGCUUCUGUCAGUCUGUACGCUCUUCUGCCAGAGACGACUGAGACUCAACACGCCAAACACGCCUCUGAACUCCUGAGCGAGAAUAAUUACAAGCGGAGCGGUAAACAAGAGAACAGCAGCAGUAUUUAUUCUCAGAUGCCGCAAACACAGGAAACACAGUUUGCCAAACAGAUGGCAGAGCUUCAGAGUGAUAAUCAGUACCGGAGAGAGACGCAGGAGGAUCUGUCUCACUGUCUGUACUCACAGCUGCCCGAGACGCUGCACACACAGUUUGUGAAGGAGCUGACGCCGCUCAUCAGUGAGAAUAAAUAUAAGGAGGAUGGAAAGAAGGAGCUGCAGAAGUGCCUGUACGCCCAUCUGCCCGAAACCAGUGAAACACAACACGCCCGAGAGCUGACACAACUCUACAGUCAGAAGAGCUAUAGAGACUCUCUGGACACUCAGGUGUGUUUGUACGCUCAGAUGCCACAGACCAUCGAGACGGUGUUCGCUAAAGAAGUGUCCAAACAACAGAGUGACAAACUCUACAAAGAGAAGUUUAAUUCAGAGAAAGGCAAAUCAAACUACUCACAGAUGAAGGAUCUGCCAGAUGUCUCACAUGCCAUACAGGUCAACAAACACCAGAGCAAUGUGGCGUAUCGCCGAGGGAAAGAGGAACUUCAUAAAUUCAGUGAGGUGAUGGACAGACCUGACAUCAGGACCGCCACACACGCCAGUAAACUCGCCAGUGACGUGGCCUACAGAAGUAAACUGGAUGCGUUUGACCAGCGAGCAAUGCUGGAGCGACCCGACAUACAACACGCCCAAGAGGCCACGCGACUGGCCAGUCAGGUCAACUACAAGCAGAAGUUUGAGAAGAAUCUGAGAGAACAGAAGCCGCAGUACAACCCCAGCGAGUGUGUGAGCUUCAGACAUAUACAGGCCGCAUCGGCUCUGGCCAGUCAGGUGAAGUACAGUCAGAAGAAGCUGCAGGCCGUCACUGAUUUACCCAACCUGCUUCAUCUGGGUCACGCGCUCCACGCCAGCAAACUACAGAGCAACGUGGAGUACAGGAAGAAGUAUGAGGAGUCUAAAGGCCAGUACCUCUUCGCUCUGGACACGGCUGAACAGCGCCACCAUCAGGAGAACGCCGUGCUGCACAGUCAGUGGAAAUAUAAAGAGGAAUACGAGAAGAACCGAGGGAAGUCGCAGAUGGAGUUUGUGGACACACAGACGUAUAAAGUGUCAAAGGAAGCGCAGAAGAUGCAGAGCGAGAAGGAGUAUCGUAAGGAGUAUGAGAGCCAGAUGAAAGGGAAGGUUCAGCUGGAGGUGGAUCUGACGCCGGCGUAUCUAUCGGCUCGUCACGCCAGCAGCCUCGUCAGUGAGAAGGAGUAUCGUAAGGAUCUGGAACAGGAAGUGAAAGGGAAAGGUCUGACAGGUCUGGAGGAAACACCGGAUCUGCUGCGGGUGAAAAACGCUGGACACAUUCUGAGUGAGAAGGAGUAUCGUAAGGAUCUGGAGAGUGAGAUCAGAGGGAAGGGAACCGACGUCACAGCAGACAGUCUGGAGAUCCAGAGAGCCAAGAAAGCGUCUGAGAUCAGCAGCGACGUGUCGUACAGACAGGCGUCUCAGCACAGAGACUCAUCAUACAGUACAGUGACAGACACCCCUGCACUGCUGCACGCCGCUUACCUGAGAGACGUCUACAGUCAGAAGAAGUACCGUGGUGACAUGGAGCGUCUGAAGGGCUCGUGUUCUGCUGCAUCAGACACACCAGAGAUCCAGAGAGUGAAGAACAACCAGCGCAACAUCAGCGCACUCUUCUACAUGUGGGACUCGCGGCUGAUGAAGGGUCUGAUGUCAGCGAUCACUGACUCUCCAGAGAUCAAACUGGCCCGAGAAAACACCAAGAACAUCAGUGACGUUCAGUACAGGGAGUCUGUCGGAUCCGGAACAGCCGUGACUGACACUCCUGAGAUGGAGCGCGUGCGCAGGAACCAGCACAACAUCAGUGACGUUAAGUAUCACGAGGAGUUCGAGCGCUCGCGGGGUCGAGGCGCUACACACACUCUCGAUGAUCAGCACAUGGCACGUCUCCAUGGAGACCAGCUGAUGGGCGCCGGCGACGGUUACCAUGGCGUCCAGCCGCAGGUGGUUGAGAUGGACCGCAGGUCAGCAGGAGCCGCUGAGCUGAAGGUCUGGAGGACUGAUCCGGGAUCCAUCUUUGACUUUGAUCCAGUGGAGGACAAUAUUCAGUCUAAAAGCCUGCGCAGGAUGACGGGUACCGCAGACGCACAACUGUACACUGACCGCCAGCCGCGGGGGGUACCUGUGGUAACACGAGUGUGUGUGUGUGUGUGUGUGUGUGUUAGACGUCGGCCGUGGCCCCCACAGACGUCUGCGCAGUCGCUGUGCAGUUCUCCAGGCUCAGAGCUGUGGGCCGAUCGCAGUGCGUCCGUCUGCAGCAGCGCUUCUGCACUGCAGGACCGAUCCGCUUCAGGUGUGUACCAGCAUCACUCCCAUCAUCCUCAGCAGGGAUACGGACGCAGCGCUCAGUCUCCUCCGCACUCAGCCUCCAUGCAGAGGGUGUACCGGGCGCUGUAUGAUUACGCCGCUCAGGAUCACGACGAGGUCUCCUUCCGUGACGGUGACGUGAUCAUUAACGCGCAGCCCAUCGAUGAGGGAUGGAUGUUCGGCACGGUCCAGCGCACCGGGAAGUCCGGCAUGCUUCCGGCCAACUACGUGCAGUGUUUGAACUGAGAUCAUCAUUCACACAUUAACACACGACACUCACCUCCAGCGUCUAGGUUUUGACCCUAACGGCCUUCCAUAAGCACCUGUCGGCUGAGUCUGAAGUGGUUUUGGCAGAAGGAAGUGAUGUCAUCUGUGAUCACGCAUCAAAACCUGAUUAUUAGAUUCAUGUGGAAGCUUAUUUCUGCCGCAGAAUAAAUAUAUUAAAAAAGUGAUUGAUAUAUAUAUAUAUUUUUAUCUUGCAUUUCUGCAACUCAAAGUUUAAAUCACAAACUUUUUUCUCUUUAUCUUACAGUUUAGGCUUUUUUUCAGAAUUGCAAGAUUGCAAAAAAUGGGGACAAAAUAUCACUUCUGAGUUUUUAUCUUGCAGUUUUUACUUUUUGUCUCAGAAUUAUGAGGAAAAAUUUAAAUGAUCAGUUAGCCUACCUUUUAUUGAUUUAUUCUGUGGCAGAAACGAGCUGUUUUGGGCAGAAUAACUGUCUGAUAGUGACUGGAGGUUAAUAAUAAUCAAUAGCUGUUUCAUUGAUCGUUAAAUGAUGUUAGUUUCAUGUUUAAUAGGUGCCAAGCGAAGCAGAGCUCCUGCAGUCUUUCACUAAUGAUCUGUUCAACUGAUGGUUUGUUUUGGUGACUGUAAUGAGAUUUAUGUUUAUUAUGCCUUCACACAUUACUAGGAGUCUUCAGUCCCACAGACUAGUUCUGAAAUAAACCAGUAGCGGUGUUAAUUCAGGCUGUUAACUGGGAGGGAUGGUUCACUAACCAGUAACAGUUAGAUUGAUGAUGAGAAGAACACAGCAGUUCAGAUCUGCACAGAAGCCAUCGUCUACUGUUUGUAGAAACCACUCUUUUUCUAAUGUUUGUUUAGUUUUGAUGUGUUUUGAAGAGGAAUGAUGAUUAAAAGCGACCAGGUCUGCCCUGUUAUCUUUAAGUAUAGUCACACUAGUUUGCUUUGAUCAGCAUGAGUCUGAUGUCACUGAGAUAAAGAGUGUGUGUGUGUGUGUGUGUGUGUGUGUGUGUGUGUUCAGUUCUGAUCAUGACUCAGUCAUCUGUACACUGCACGUGCUGUAAAUAUGAUCUGUCAGGUGUUCAUUUCUUCUUCAGAGAGUGAAUCAGGAUCUGUCAGAUCUUCAGAGGAGUAAAGUACGUGAUAAAUGCGUGACACUAGAUGAAUUAUGAGCAGGCUGUGAGUGUGAUUGAUGGCACUGAAGGUUUUAUUUACUUUAUUAUAAACCCUCUCUCACUUAUCGUCACUAUCUUCUGUUAGCGUUAUUUACCUUGUAGAGUUUCGCAGCUGUUGAAUUGAUAAUCAAUAAAAAGCUUUUUGACUUGUCA
Molecule: messenger RNA, 5547 nt
Organism: Cyprinus carpio (common carp)
Lineage: Eukaryota; Metazoa; Chordata; Actinopteri; Cypriniformes; Cyprinidae
Product: nebulette-like
Exons: 37
Coding region: 85-4227 (1380 amino acids)
Biological process (GO): cardiac muscle thin filament assembly
Cellular component (GO): Z disc
Molecular function (GO): actin filament binding
Source: RefSeq, a predicted model, not a curated record